AUGGUUCGCACGAUCAGUUGUACCCUCUUUGGCUUCUCGGUCAGGCGACUGUCCUGUCGAAAGCCGAUCAAAAGUUACGUUGAAACAGGACCAGUGUACAAGCCGAAGUACGUCAUCACCAGCCCAAAAUAUCCGAGCAACUACCCAAACAGUCAGGACUGUGUCUACGUUUUGAAGGGUAGUCAGUUCGCCAAGUGUGAGCAGGAGUUUCACCUUCAGUUUCUCGACUUCCAGCUCGAGGCUUCGACAGGGUGCGUUAAGGACUACCUCAAAAUCGGCAACGGGACUAUCUACUGUGGCAACAGCAUCGGGACUCGGAAAUUUCGGGGGCAGGACAACAGUCUGAAGAUCAUUUUCCACUCUGGAAACGGAACGAGAGCCAAAGGGUUCAGGAUUCUGGUAACAGCCUUACCUUGUGGUGAUUCUCAGCUGGAUCCACUGACCAAGGUAUCCUCGACCACGAAGGCCGCAAUCCUUGGCAACAGUGCGAAGACUUCAUACCCGGUAUAUCACCCUGAGAUCGAGUUCGACGAAGAAGAUGAGGCCCCGAAGGAUGUAGGGAGAGGGGACCAGCCCUCGCCACGCAUUCACACCACCGCGUCUCCGACGAAAACCUCUUCAACACCAUCCAACGUCCCCGACGGGGUGAAGAGUCCUGCGGAACGCCUUGAGCUUCCGGAGUUUGAGCAGCAUGAUUUCUGCGAUAAAAACUGCGGCCAUGUGCAUGAGGCAGACGUCAGUUUUCUGCAUUCGGAACCCCCCCGUGUCACGUCUUACCUCUAUCUACCACCAGCCAGUAUCACCAGGCCGCUCAAAGUCACGGGAACAAAUUCUCCCCCGAAACUUUCGUCGGAAUCAGUUCCCGGUGGAAUAGUGAUCAGGAAUUUCGAGGAGCCAACCACUCCACCUUCUCAAUUAUCCGUUGAGGCCAUCGAACUUUCGAAGGAUUUCCUCGUUCCAACCCAAAAAAUUCCACUUCCGUUUACCAGGAUUGGACUCAGGCCCGAAAAGGGUACUCAGUCCUCGCUGAGUGGUCAGAGUACUUCUCAGGCUUAUGAAACGUUCAACAGAUGGCUGACAUACGGGGUUCCCGAUUCACUGUCUCCCGUGAAUCCCUCGGUUCCAACCACCAGCUUCGACCCCUUCGCAAAUGGCAACAACAACAACAACAACAAUAAUGAUCCAGGGAUCAACUACAAUCCGACUCUAGGGACAAAUUGCGGGGAUGGUCGUAAUCCGAGUUUUGGAACGGGGAAUGGAAACUUCGUUCCACCAGGGUCGACCGGGUUCAAUAACAACCCUGGGGUCAACUGCAUCUCUACGACUACGAACUGCGGAGGAAGUUCUAUUCCGAAUUUCGGAACAGGGAACGGGAACUUCGUACCGACAGGAUCCAAUGGAUUUAGAAAUAUUCCCAACUAUUACCCGAGUAACGGCGGGAACGGAAGACCAAAUUUUUACCCUGUCACGCCUUAUCCGGCCCCUUCUUACCCCGGAACAAACCUCCAACCCUAUCACCCGUCAGGCACGAAUUUCGGAAACGACAACGGAUAUCCGGACGCAGGAGAUGAGUUUGACUUUGGGGUUAAUAACAACAACAACGGUAAUUAUCCAAGCAAGACUCCUACGAACGGUUAUUACUAUCCCAAUGGAAAUGGGAACGGAAACGGCAAUCCGUAUUACGGAACUGACGACACGACCUACUUCAACAAUGGUUUGUCCGAGUGUUGCGGCUCGGUGUACUCCUCGGCGAAUUUCCUCCUGGCCAAUCCCGGAUUCCCGAGUUUGAUAUACUCCUCUAACAGUUACGAGUGUCAGUACACGAUUCAAAGAGCCACGCAGAGCACUUGCCAGCUUCGGAUGUACUUCAAGUUCUUCAACUUUGGUUCUGACGACCAAUUCUGCGCUUACGGAUACGUUCAAGUAGACGGGCGCAGGCUCUGCGGGUGCAAGACUGGCCUCAACGUCACUACUUCCUUCGACAACAUCGCGACGAAAGUGAUCACCGUCAAGUAUCUUGGUUAUCCGAAAGUCAAGUUCAGCGGAUUCGUGAUAGAAGUUACCCAGGAGUCUUGCUUGACCAACUACUUUAGGACGAGAAGUGAUUCUGCUGGGCAGGAAUUUCUCCCUAACACCAACCAGCCAGUCUUCAUAAGAAAUUAUCAAAGAAACUACAAGCGCAGCGCAAACCUCGACGGCGAAGCUGAACGACCCUCGGACCCUGAUAAGGACUCCGAAGAGUUGCGGGAAAAACGGGACUUGGGUCACUCCUUCGAGAAGACCAACUCCGCGGCCUUAAUGACCAGUCAAAAUCUGUUUUUUGGGACCUGCCAAGUGUUCAAGUUCGUAAACUGGGUCAAGGCUGCAAAGCAGGUAUACUUGAGGAGCGCACAGUGCUCGAGCGGCUCUACCAACACCGGAACUUCGUCGACGAUAUCGGUAAUACCGAUUUUCCCGGAGAACGGAAAUUCUGCCAUCAUCAAUUUCCCCUCCUCGGCCAAUUGCGAGACGGUCAACGUCGUCGAAGGGAUCAUAUCUUCGUCCCAUUACCCGAACAGCUACUCAAACAAUCUUAAUCAGUGUUACAGGUUCUUUAAGGCGCCCGGCUAUUGUCAGCUGGAAUUAGCGAUCCUGGAUUUCGAUCUGGAAAACAGUACGUUGUGCAGAAAGGAUUACGUAACGUUCAGCGGUCAGAAAAAGCGAUACUGUGGAACGUCGCUGGCAGGAAGUCGAACGAUCUUUGACUUGACUCAAUCCAGUUUUGCAGACUUGUAUUUUGUGACCGAUUCUUCAGGGACUGGGAGAGGAUUUCGGGCUGGAUUUACGCAAAUAUCCUGUUGAGAUUGGACAAGCUUGGUUUGCCAGUGAGCCUAUAAUUAGUAGCAUAAUUCACAUUAACAUUAUGUACGAGCAAAUUAUCCAUGACGUAGUUUGUCGAAUAAAAUAUUAUC
Diprion similis is the source of this 2951-nucleotide messenger RNA. RefSeq lists its product as uncharacterized. Gene Ontology annotation, molecular function: serine-type endopeptidase activity. The record is from RefSeq and is a predicted model, not a curated record. Bases 1 to 2841 code for a protein of 946 amino acids. The transcript is spliced from 4 exons. Lineage: Eukaryota; Metazoa; Arthropoda; Insecta; Hymenoptera; Diprionidae.